AUGUCUUUCCCCGUCGCGCUACAGUCGGCCAUCUUCUACCUGCUCGCCUGCACACCAUGCGCCGAAGUGCGGCAUCGGCACAAGGCCAAGGACCAGGCCAAGAAGGAGAGGGUGGAAAAGGCAAAGCUGGAGACGUCGCAGCCCGGCCUAUAUCGACACCCGUCACCGUUCAACACCAACCCCUACUGGCAGGAGGAGAUCAACAUGGGACCCAGCCUACCGAAGAAGUCGACGAGCAAAAACUCCAGCCAACGGGGCUUGAUGAGCGCGGGAGGAGAAAUCAGUGCCCUUAGCCUGUCGGGGCGUACGAAUACAGGCGAUAGCCAUCACACCAACUACGAAGACAGCACUCUGGUGGUAUCGCAAGACGGCAUCCUGUCCGACGACUGGAAUUCGCGACACGGCUAUCAGCGCGAGGAUGAGGAGCUGUGGGGGGCGGACUGGUCUGGCCACAAGAUCAAGGACGCCUUCUCCAAGGCGAGGGAUUCCGCCGGACGACUGAUUGAGUCGACGCUGGGCAUGGACAAGGAAAUCACAGAAGAAGACCGCCACGCCUUUUAUGCGGCCCCGAGAAACCCACCCGUCAACGACUUACAUCCGCCCGUCGUCAGCAGCAAGCUUCCCCACAAAGAGGCUCACAAGUGGAUGCUGCAACCGCCGCCGUCCGCCAAGGUCAUGGAAGGCAAGGUGCCCGUCAGCAGAGCCAUGAGCUCCAGCAGUAGGACAAGCGGACGAACCGUUGCCGGGGGUGAGGAGAAGCUGGCUCGCCAACUCCAGGAGAAGCUCGUUAGGGAGAAGAUUAUGAAGGAGAUGCCUACCGAAUCCGAGCUCAUUGACUCACUGUUCGUGACUCGAACCAGGAGCGUCCGAUCCGACAUGACGCGCACACGCAGCCUGUCUUUUGACGGCUCCAGCGAAGCCUUGGACGGGAGCAACCCCUCGUUCGAGAGACGCAAGCGGAGCACCCGCCUGAAAGCCUUGGCCACGCCCCCUGGAUAUGAAGAUUCCGAGGAUGAAUUCGAGGAUAUCUUCUCACACAAAGUCACCAAGACCACCAGCCGCACCAGCCAGAACGGGCACGCAUCACAGCGGCCCAAGCUGGAAACCAUCAACAGCAGCGAAAGCAACGGCCGUUCGCGAUCUAAGAGAUCAUCAAGGCGGCGGAAAUCGACCAGGUCCAAGAAGACGCUGCCCGGAGCCGGCUCGCCCGUGGGAGACGACUCUGAUUGA
This is a messenger RNA of Trichoderma citrinoviride, 1230 nucleotides long. RefSeq lists its product as hypothetical. Lineage: Eukaryota; Fungi; Ascomycota; Sordariomycetes; Hypocreales; Hypocreaceae. The record is from RefSeq and is a predicted model, not a curated record. The transcript has a single exon. The coding region runs from base 1 to 1230 and encodes 409 amino acids.